UGAGCUAGCUAGCUAGCUGCUAAUAAAAAGUGCUAGCCUCGCCUCCCUGACGACAUGUGUACACCCUCAGCUGAGUGAGCUCUGAACGUUGUUACCGUUUAAACAAAACAAAAACAACCGAACAAGUUGAUCUACCUUGAGUUAAAAAUGUUGGGAUUAGUUCUGACUGUAUUGCUAUCUGCGGUAUUCAGUGUACGAGGGAAUAGUCAAAUCGAACAUGAGUUCGGCCUCCCACCUCUGUCCCGACCAGUGCAGCCUCAAUCGGCCGGUGUGCCAUGGCCAAUGCCACAAGUGAUGGCCUCCACCGAAGUGAUAUAUCCGUUGGCAGAUCCCAGCAUCUUUAGGAUUUACCAGAAAUCGCAGACCACUUGCCAACUGCUUGAUCAGGCAUUCUCUCGCUAUUUCAACAUCAUCUUCUUUGGAAUGCCUAAAUUGUCUGACGAAGUGAGAUUGAGGAAGCUUAGUGAGAUGAAACAAGAAGGCCGGUUUAGCUCUCCACAUGGCAAGAAUCAAGUGGCUCUGACCACUCUAGCAGUUAGCAUCACUGAUUGCAAUGAAAUGUACCCAUCUCUAUCAUCAUCAGAGAACUAUACAUUGGAUGUCAGCGCACCGGUGGCUGUUUUAUCAGCUCAUUCUCAGUGGGGUGCAUUGAGAGGCUUGGAAACAUUUAGCCAACUUGUAUAUGAGUCUUCUUCAUUAGCAAUGUUGAUAGUCAACAAGACAAGCAUCACUGACUAUCCACGCUUUGCGCAUCGUGGAUUCCUGGUAGACUCCUCCAGGCAUUUUCUUCCUCUGGAUGUACUUCUUCAGUUUCUUGAUGCAAUGUCCUACAACAAGUUUAAUGUCUUCCAUUGGCACAUUGUUGAUGAUCAGUCCUUCCCGUAUGAGAGUACAACAUACCCUUACAUGAGUCAACAGGGUGCCUACUCACCAUCUUAUGUCUACAAUCAGAUUGAUGUGAAGAGGGUCAUUGAUUAUGCCCGGGACCGAGGUAUUCGGGUCAUCCCCGAAUUUGACACCCCAGGCCACACCCAGUCCUGGGGCUCUGUCAAGGGCCUCCUAACACCUUGUGAGGACAAGUCGGGCAAGCCCACGGGCCAGUAUGGCCCCAUCAACCCCAUUCUCAACUCCACCUACCAAUUUCUGGAACCGUUCUUUCGGGAGGUCUUCCAAGUGUUUCCCGACAACUACAUCCACGUUGGAGGGGAUGAGGUCAGCUUUGACUGCUGGAAGAGCAACAAGGACAUCCAACAUUUCAUGGCACAGAUGGGUUUCGGCCAGAACUACUCCAAACUGGAAGCGUACUAUGAGAAGAAAUUCUUAGGUAUUGUGGAGAAUCUGCUGGCUAGACCAAUCGUGUGGCAGGAGGUUGUCGAUAAUGGAGUUCAUGUAAAUCUCGAAACAUCGGUACAUGUUUGGAAACAGCCGUGGCCCUCUGAGCUCUUCAAUGUCACCAAGAAGGGCUACAGGGCAUUGUUGUCCACCCCCUGGUACCUGAACUCGGCUGGUAACCCAUACGGCCAGCCUUGGAGGGGCAUAUACAAAAUUGAGCCCUUGGCAUUCAAUGGUACAGCAGCCCAGAAGGCCUUGGUGUUUGGAGGAGAGGCCUGCAUGUGGGGAGAGUAUGUGGAUGCCACCAACCUGAUUCAGAGGAGCUGGCCACGUGGCUGUGCAGUUGCUGAACGAUUGUGGAGUGCAGAGAACGUUCGCGAUGUAAACAAGGCAGCACCCAGGCUAGCUGAACAGAGGUGCCGUAUGGUCAAGCGUGGUCUGAAAGCUGAGCCAGUGACUGGGCCAGGAUUCUGUUAAAUUCUAGGAAGAGAUUGAAAUAGUAAUGCACACUGGUCAACCUGAUGUUCGUUUCAAGGAAGAGUUUAUUAGAAUUUAGCACAUUCAUCAGUACUGGGUUUUUUAAUACUGCACCAGCAUGAUUGCCAUAGAUUUGGUCGCAAAAAUAGAAAGUGCAUUUUGCACUAAAAUUAAAACAAAUGAAAACUUGUUCCUAGCAGACAACAUCGUGUGACAUUUAUGAGUUGGCAGCGUCAUCAAGCAUUAUCUAGCCAAUAGACAAACAUUACUUGUUGAAGUAUGAUUUGCAAUGAUCAUUGUCAAAACCAUCACUGAAAAUGUUUUGUCUGAUGGAAGUUUUUAUUUAGAUAAUCUUUGCUUGGUUUCUAAUAAUUACAAUGUGGAGAAUGAAAUCUUGUUCUACAACUUUAUAUUAAACCAGAAUCUCUGGGGAAAAAGGUGAAAUAUUCUAGUAUUAGGACUUUACAACAAAAUCUGUUAAUUCGUUGUUCUUAUAGAUGUUACUUUGUAAAAAGCAUAAGAUGUUAAUGUUUCUUCGCACAAAAGAAAAAUGAAUCGGUUACCAGUCCUUUUGUAUUGUAUUAGAUAAUGUUCAUAACAUUCAUGCCUUAGAUAGAAUCAUUUAUUAAUGAACCAUCACUAGAGUAACUAUCAUUUAGUUUCAAGGAUGGAUACAGAACGAAGAUUGUGGUGCUAAGAUGUUCUUCGAGGGGCCUGUUGGAAAUUUCUUGGUGUUGUCAUUUACAAUAGCUGUUCUGAGGGUUGAGGCUACAGUUUAAGAGCAUUUUACACUUUUGAAAAAAAAGGAAACGAAAUAGUGUAGUUCUAAAAAUCGCCUUCCUCUCAUAUAAAAGAAUCGAAAAUUGUCCCUUUUUGGGGUUGGGGUAGGGUGGGUGUUGGGGGUAGAGAGGCGUUUGUCCGGUGUUAAGUUUUGUGGCAUUCCUGUGAAAACGAAUCUAAAUUUUCCACGCAGUUUUUGACCUUUCUCAGUUCAAAGUUUUAAACGUAUAUUUUCAAAUUCGUUCCUUUAAUUCAUGACCUUUCAUGUCCAAUGUUUACUUUCGUCUUUAGUCGCUCAGUUUUUAACUUUUAAUUUUGUACCAUGUACUACAUGUUUUCUUGAAAGACAAUUCGAUGUCUGUAUUUGUUGAACGUACAGUAGAUGAAUCAGUUUCGUCAUUUUGCGAUCAAUGUUAUAUCAGUUUCAUUCAAAUUUGUCACUCGAUACUCUCUUCGGUAUUUUAUGUUUCCGUCUGUUCUUUUCUACUUAAAACAUGUUUACUUUUAGUUGUUUUAACAUAGAUCUGUAACCUUAAAUAAAGUCAUAUCGUUUGUAUUGGUUGUGCGUUCAAGCGUUAACAGCUGGAAAAAAAUGUUUAUACAUGUACAUGUACUGUUCACUUCAUGCAAGAAAUAAUUUUAGGCCCAAACUCCCGAAAGCAAAAUGUAUAUUUUCACAUCUGUCACAAAAUAGUCAGUUCAUUUCUUCCUUUCUCUUUGGACUGUCUAACCUUCAAUUUAUUGUCUUUAAUUGCAAUACACCAUAUCAAAGACGUCUGUACAUGGUUGUGUACCAUCCGAUGAAUUUGAUUAAAACAUUCUUUGGAUCAAUGGAACAAAAAUUGAUCCUUCCAUCAGGUUAGAAAAGGUCUAUUGAAAUCUUACGAAAUCUAAUGGAAAAUUGUUGAAAAAGAUUGACCGUGAUAAAAAAACAAAUCAUUGUAGCAUUUGCAUGUCCUAGUCUCCUCGAGACGAAUUUGAAGUUAACGGUCUGGGAAUUUGAACGAAACAAAAUUUGGAAAUGCGCAGGAAUUAUUUGCUAGUACAGUUUUCCGUGCCCACUAAGUUUUAUACAACCUGUUGUCUUGAAUUAUUGUUGAUUCCAGUGAAAAUAAUUAAUAGGUGAUUCCAACGAGGAAAAUUAAACAUGAAGCAUCUGCACUAAAUUCAUAUGAUUAAUUAAUUCACAGAUAUCGAUCAAAUUUCUGUGCCUCCUCAUUUUUAUACACCUGUCGUCUUGAAUAAUUAUUGUUUAUUUCAAUGAAAUUUGAAUUGAUAGGUGAUUUCAACGAGGAAAAUUAAACAUGAAGUGUCUGGA
Molecule: messenger RNA, 3907 nt
Organism: Acanthaster planci (crown-of-thorns starfish)
Lineage: Eukaryota; Metazoa; Echinodermata; Asteroidea; Valvatida; Acanthasteridae
Product: beta-hexosaminidase subunit beta-like
Biological process (GO): glycosaminoglycan metabolic process; ganglioside catabolic process; carbohydrate metabolic process
Cellular component (GO): lysosome; membrane
Molecular function (GO): beta-N-acetylhexosaminidase activity
Source: RefSeq, a predicted model, not a curated record